AAGGGGCGGGGCUCUCCUGUUGCCGGGUGACGGGGACGCACACACGUGAUGCUGCCGUUGCAAUCUGGCUGCCCCAGGACUGCUGGGGAGGAGAGAGCCGUGGCACGGUUUGGGUGGUAACUUAUGGCUUCCCAAGAAGAAAAACAGUCUCAACCCUUCACAGACAUCUUUGAUGAGGAUGAAGCUGAAAAAUUCUUUCUGUUGUCCAAGCCCACGUGCAUAAUGGUCCUUGGAAAGCCUGGUUCUGGAAAGAAAACAUUAGCUAGAAAACUAGCACAAAUAUGGAAAUGCAUUUUAAUAGAAGCUUUGGAAGUAAUUCAAAUGAAUAUUCAUGAAGAAACAGAAUAUGGGCUUAAGUGUCAAGAAUUGCUUUUCAAAGGUCAAAGUAUUUCUGAAGAACUUGUUACAGAAAUGAUUCUGAAAAAGAUUGAGUCACCAGAAGUUGCACAUUUUGGUUAUGUUCUCAGUGGAUUUCCUUCUCUCUCAGAGGAAUAUAUGACUGUUUCACAGCAAAUGGAGAAAAUAAAAAAUCUGAACUUAAAACCAGAUUUCCUGAUUAACAUUAAGUGUUCAGACUAUGACUUAUGCCAAAGAAUAUCAGGACAAAGGCAACGCCCUGAUUCAGGGCAAGUAUAUCAGAGGAAUCAGUGGGAUCCUAAUCUUAUAGAAAAACAAAAGAAAAAUAGUGAUCAGCUUGAAGAGGAGAAUGAAGAAGUUGAAGCUGAAGAGAUGGAAGAAGAGAUUGUGCAAGAUUCACUUACAAUGUCAGAAAUGAUUCAUCAGUUAGUGCAAAGGCCCGAAGAUAUGCUUGAAAAUAUAGAGGAAAGAGUUGGCUUGUAUAAGGAUACAGUGCUUCCUUCUUUAGAAGAUUUGAUGGCUGAACAGGGUUCACAGUAUCUUAUUGAACUGGAUGGAAAUCAGGAACCAGAUGAACUUCUUGCUUCAGUGGUAAUUCGACUUCAGUCAAUGGGUGUUCGAAACGGAGCUCCUAUAAUCAGGCUUCAGAGUCAGCAAGAAGAAAUGCUGGAGGGAUUGGAAAAUGAUGAGCUUUUCCGUGUUCUGUCAUCAUUCAAGCUAAUAGCACCCAGGUACCGAUGGCGUAGAAGCAGGUGGGGACAGGUAUGUCCUGUGGCUCUAAAGAAGGGUGAUAUUGUAAUGGGAAUCCCAGACUUGGCUGUUAGUUUUCUAGGUAAAAUGUACACGCUGUCAUCCCCAGAGGCACUGAAAACAUUUAUGUUGAAUCCACGCCCUUACUUGUUACCACCAAUGCCAAUGCCUCCUUGUAAAGUUCUAGUAUUUGGCCCUCCAGUGUCAGGGAGAACAACUGUUUGUAACCUAAUUGCAAACAAAUACAAAGGAAAGGUUCUUGAUAUGGCUGAACUCAUUCAAUCACAUGUGGAAGAAUUAAGAGAAAAAAAAAUUGAGCAAAUACGAAGGGAUGCAACAGAAAAGGCUAUAACAGCAGUGAAAAAUAGGUCUGAAGAGGAGAGUAGUACAGAAGAAUCUGCUGUCAUCCCAGAAGAAAUGUCAGAGUUGACUGCUGACCACCCAGAAGUUCAAGCAGUGGUGGAAGAAGCUGUGAAAAGGGCAUCAGAAUCUGAAGUUGUACUCUCACCUGAAAUAUAUGCAGAAAUACUGGAGAGAGCUAUUGCAGAGCUUAUGAAGAAGAACAAAGACAGGUUUCCUGGUGCUCCAGAAAAAGGAGGAUGGGUAGUGGAUAACUAUCCUUUGUCAGAAGGUCACUGGUCAGCUUUGUCAGAAAGAGGACUUCUGCCUGACACUGUUGUCUGUCUUAAGGAUACAGAAAAUGAUGGAGGCUGUAUAUUACACAGAACAUACUUAGCAAAUAAGGAUGAAAUUAAUUCUAAGAUCUUGAGAAGACUAGCAGAUGAAGCAUUAAAAAAGGAAGAAGAGGAAAGAAGGGAAAUGCAAGAGAUGCUGGCACCAGAAGAAGAAGAGCAAUCUCAAGAGGAUGCUGAGGAGAAAGAAUCUGAUGAUGAUGAUGAUAAGCAGCUUUCAUCUGAAAGUGAACAAAUGUCUCAGAAACAGUCCAGUGAUUCUGCAGAUUAUAACGAAGAAUCUGAAACUACAGAAAUCAUGCUGCCUGAGUUUGAAGAGAAUGAUUUGCUAAAUAUACCAGAAAUGGAAACAAUUAAAGAGAAGAUUGACCUCUUCAUGAAUGACUGGCAAACAAUGGAAUCAGAAAUCAAGCAGUCAUCCCUAGUUCAGAUUGUUGCCUUAGAGAUUGCUGAGCAAACUCCAGAAAGUCUGCUUAAUCAAAUCAUCCUGGUUAUGGAAGAACCUUUUAAAUAUCAUGGUUGGGAAUUAUCUAAUGAAGACUUAGAUGAGGAAGCAGAAGACCUAGCUGCUGAAGCAGAAGCUAUAGAAGAUAAUGAAGCUGAGGAAGAGGAAAAUGAAGAAGAUGAAGAAAAAGUUAAGGAAAAGAAAAGACACAUGGGAGACACGAAACACUUCUGUCCGGUCAGUCUGAAAGAGGAUUAUGUCCUUUAUCCAGGACUGUCUGAACCUGCAGCUAAAUAUCGAGAAAAGAUUUAUUAUUUUUCAAAUCUUGAGUACAGAGAUAAAUUUCUGAAGAACCCUGAGGAGUAUGUGGCUCACAAUGAACCAAUACAAGCCCCUCCCUUAAGGGUGUGUUUGCUGGGGACACAUGGAGCAGGUAAAACUGCUUGUGCACGAUGGCUAGCAGACAAAUUUGGCAUUUUUCAUAUUCAGUUUAAAGAAUAUCUGCAAGAACUGCUCUUGCCCAAAACUAAAGAGAAAAUUGGUCUUGAUUUUGAUGAAGAACCUGAAGAAGAUGAUUAUAAAAUCCAAUUACAGGAACUGCAAGACUUAUCUCAGACCACGACUGAAAUGGAAGAUGAUGAAAGCAAACAGGAAGUGGAGUUAACUGAUGAGGAAGAAGCUAUCAAAGCAAAUCUAAUGGAUGCUCAGCCAUUACCUCCAGAAAUCCUUGACAACAUUGUUCCUGACUGGUGGAGGAAAGAACCAUUCCGGUAACUAUAAGUACAUCCCCUCUUUCUUUAAUUAAUCGGAGGAAGUAUAUC
This is a messenger RNA of Meleagris gallopavo (turkey), 3065 nucleotides long. Lineage: Eukaryota; Metazoa; Chordata; Aves; Galliformes; Phasianidae. The record is from RefSeq and is a predicted model, not a curated record.